Molecule: messenger RNA, 1029 nt
Organism: Phasianus colchicus (ring-necked pheasant)
Lineage: Eukaryota; Metazoa; Chordata; Aves; Galliformes; Phasianidae
Gene: BHLHE22
Product: basic helix-loop-helix family member e22
Biological process (GO): axon development; sensory organ development; positive regulation of transcription by RNA polymerase II
Cellular component (GO): nucleus
Molecular function (GO): protein dimerization activity; E-box binding; DNA-binding transcription factor activity, RNA polymerase II-specific
Source: RefSeq, a predicted model, not a curated record
UUGGAGGAGCGGGCCGGGAGCUGAGGGGGGCGGAGGAGGCGGAGGCGCCGAUGGAGCGGGCGCUGGGGCUGCCCGCGGAAGAGGACCUCUUCCACAAGAGCCUCGCCGCCUCGGCCAAGCGCAUGGAGUCCGCCUUCCGCUCGCCCCCGGGGCUCGACCUCUCCCACCCGCGCGACCGCCAGCCCUCGCCGCUCGCCUGCUACGAAGCGCCGGAGCCCGAGGCGCUGCUGCAGCCCGGCGUCGGCGGGGACCCGCUGGCGCUGCCGCCGGGCUCCGUCUGCGUCAAGUACGGCGAGAGCGCCAGCCGCAGCUCGGUGGCCGAGAGCAGCGGCGGCGAGCAGAGCCCCGACGACGACAGCGACGGCCGCUGCGAGCUGCUGCUGCGCGGCGCCGGGGGGGACCCGCGCGACGCUUCGCCGGCGGCGGGCGGCGGCGGCGGCGGCGGCCCGGGAGGAGGGGGGGGCGGGGGGCUGAAGGCUGCCGAGGGCGGCUGCUCCAACGGGCACGGGCACGGCGGCAGCAAGAAGUCCAAGGAGCAGAAGGCGCUGCGCCUCAACAUCAACGCGCGGGAGCGGCGGCGGAUGCACGACCUGAACGACGCGCUGGACGAGCUGCGGGCCGUCAUCCCCUACGCGCACAGCCCCUCGGUGCGGAAGCUCUCCAAGAUCGCCACGCUGCUGCUGGCCAAGAACUACAUCCUCAUGCAGGCGCAGGCCCUGGAGGAGAUGCGGCGCCUCGUGGCUUAUCUCAACCAGGGCCAGGCCAUCUCGGCCGCCUCCCUGCCCAGCUCCGCCGCGGCGGCGGCGGCGGCGGCGGCCGCGCUGCAUCCCGCCCUCGGCGCCUACGAGCAGGCGGCGGGGUACCCGUUCAGCGCCGGGCUGCCUCCCGCCACCUCCUGCCCGGAGAAAUGUGCCAUCUUCAACAGCGUCUCCUCCAGUCUCUGCAAACAGUGCACGGAGAAGCCUUAAGCCGCGCCGAGCCCCGCCGCCGCCGCCUCCGCCUCCGCCGCGACCCCGGGGAGAUGAGAGA